Messenger RNA from Oncorhynchus nerka (sockeye salmon), 2865 nucleotides. Its product is annotated as low-density lipoprotein receptor-related protein 8-like. The record is from RefSeq and is a predicted model, not a curated record. The transcript has 4 exons. Lineage: Eukaryota; Metazoa; Chordata; Actinopteri; Salmoniformes; Salmonidae. The coding region runs from base 1 to 687 and encodes 228 amino acids.
AUGCCAGCAAAUGAGACCACUACCACAUCAUCACCUGUGGCCAUCACCACGGCCGCCAACGACAAGGUCUCCCCUCGCACUUCUGGGUCGUCCCAGGCAGACGCCGGGGUGCCCCACCUCAUCCCAGCCCCCUCCAGCACCCCAGAGCCCCCCCCUGGGGUGGAGGAGAAGGAAGGCCGUGGUUUGGAUCCCACUGCUGACACCAACAUCCUGGUCACCUCCACCACAAUAGGCUUCGUCGUCAAGGAGGACAGCAACCUCUCUCACCACUCUGGAAGUGAACAUUUCCUCCUGGGUGAGAACCUGACAGUGGCAGUUCUGGGAGUAGUGAUCCCCAUAGUUCCUAUUGUUGCCACAGUGAUCUUCGGCCUGCUCUGCACCGGCGUCUACCUGGUUUGGCGGAACUAUCGCCAGAACGCCACCAAGAGCAUGAAUUUCGACAACCCUGUCUACCGCAAGACCACAGGCGAGGGCGAGGAGGACGAGAUUCACAUCGGCCGGACAGAUGGCAUCAUGGGCGGCCACCAUGGGCACCACCCGUACCCGGCCGGAGUGGGGUGUGGCGUAGUCGGCGGGGGCGGAAAUACAUGCCCACAGUUCAUUGCGCUGCCACUAGGUGGCAGUAUGCCUGAUCCGGGGACUCAUUGGUACACGGAGCAGCCUAUGCUGUCUACUACGGCGAAAUGAGUAUGGAGACAAGACAAGAUGGCCGCUCAGGAGGUUAAUUUUCAAGAUGGCCGCCGCUCAGGCACACGCACACACAGUACUGAGGUUACAGGUCACUCAAGCUGACUGACUUGUUGAAUGGAUGGACAUAUGAUGUUAUGAUAUCAUCACAUCCAGCCAUUAAAGGCCAUGAUGUGCCAGUUCAUUACACAGGAUCGACAGUUUUACACUUUCUACGUUUUUAAAUGUGAUGUCAGAGUUUGGGUGGGUUCCAAUUGAAUUCCUGUCAAUUUAGAAAAUUGAUAAGAAUUCAGUUCAUGAAUUCUCUACGUAUCAAUUGAAUUUAGAUAUAUUUCCUCACUGGACUUGAAGAGGAGUCAACUCCAAUUCUGUAUGUUUUUCAUCCACUUUUGAUCAAUCUAAGCAGUAUUGAGCUGUGUUAUAUGUCUCACGUUUAAGGGCGAGAGGGGUUACAAAAUAUUAUUUUAAUCCUUUGACGUUUUAAAUUUAGGCUCUCCAUUUUAUUUCCCUGGUGGAACCUCAAUUUUCUGGAGAGACUUUUUAGGAGGUUUAAACCACGGCAGCACCUUAGUAGAUGGGACAAUCUGUACGGUUUUAAGAUAUUCAUUUAACAUGUUUUAUUGCUCACCUCAUUAUUACUAAAGAUGUCAUAGUGUUUAAUUAUUCUGGUCGGGGCAUUUGUGUGGAGUGAAAGGUUUAAGAGAGAGUGUGUGGGCUUGUGUGUGAGUGUGAGUUUGCUUGUCUGUCCCAGCAUUUGUGUGUGGAUUUACGUGUGUGUGUAAACCUGUGUGUGUACUUUCUCUCGCCAUUGGAGAGGAGUUUUGCAUCCUUGUUGAUAUCCUGUGAAGUACAGUUGAGCCGUGGCAGAAACCUCUUUGAUGUUUUCUUUAUUGAACCACAAAGGCUAUCAGAAGGCAAGCAGGGAAUAGGAGGGUCAAGGAGAGAUUUUGGUGGGAUCCAAGAAAAAACUGAAGGCUUAGCGAGAGAAUCCUUUGUAGUUAUUAAGGGUGGCCUGGAUUUAUAGGCCCAGUGAAAAUAGGUCUAAUUACCAGCUAAUGGCCAAGGGUAUCUGUGUUAGGCAGGAUAAUGACAACAGAGUUGGCUGAAGCAGAAAUAGCCAGCUUUCUGGCUAGCAUGCUGAUUAUCAAGGCUAAAGCAGAAAUAACUAGCUUUCUGGCUAGCAUGCUGUUUAUCAAGGCUAAAGCGGAAAUAACUAGCUUUCUGGCUAGCAUGCUGUUUAUCAAGGCUAAAGCGGAAAUAGCUAGCUUUCUGGCUAACAGGCUGUUUAUCAAGGUUAAAGCAGAAAUAGCUAGCUUUCUGGGUAGCAGGCUAAUGUGUAUCUAGGCUAAACCAGAAAUGGCUUUUGGCUACAUGGCUAAUUGUUAGCUAUUAUUCUUCUCUCCUUUUUAGCUGUUUUCCAUGGCCAUAGGGUAUGUGGUUGGUAAAUGUGUCAUCUGUUUUUGGUGAUUUUAUUCUCCCAUCUGCUCUCUUUGUCAGUAAACUCAUACACACACAGUCACUCACCCUCGAUAGAUCACACAAAGGCAUGCAUAUUCACUCACCCUUCACAAGCACUCCACAAUGCCCCUGUCCUCGUUCUUUGAGCAGAUGUCAUUGUGAGUUUUCAUACAUGAGGGCAAUAGUAGAAGGUCUAACAUACAGGAGGAACUCAGUAGGAGGUCUAUCAUACAGGAGGAACUCAGUAGUAGGUUGAUUGUUGACAAAAGGCUCCUGUCAGGUGAUUUGGUGGCCGAGGCUACGUGGCAGAUUUAGACUUUGUCCCAAAUGGCAUGCUAUUCCCUUAAUAGUGCACUACUUUUGACCAGGACCCAUAGGGCUCUGGUCAAAAGUAGUGCAUUAUAUAGGGAAUAGGGUGACAGUUGGUUUGCAGUUCUCAACAGUAAUGAGGUUCGGUCAGGUUGGAUCCUCCGGUCAGUAAACACGGCCCUCCUUAAUCCCCCUCUCUUUUAUCCCCCUCUCAUUUGUCCCCCUCUCUUUUGUCCCCCUCUCAUUUGUCCCCCUCUCUUUUAUCCCCCUCUCUUUUAUCCCCCUCUCAUUUGUCUCCCUCUCUUUAUCCCCCUCUCAUUUGUCUCCCUCUCUUUUAUCCCCCUCUCAUUUGUCCCCCUCUCUUUUGUCCCCCUCUCAUUUGUCCCCCUCUCUUUUAUCCCCCUCUCAUUU